Messenger RNA from Mercenaria mercenaria, 1169 nucleotides. RefSeq lists its product as uncharacterized. NCBI's taxonomy places the organism in Eukaryota, Metazoa, Mollusca, Bivalvia, Venerida, Veneridae. The transcript has 8 exons. The record is from RefSeq and is a predicted model, not a curated record. Bases 69 to 1109 code for a protein of 346 amino acids.
AAAGAGAAAUUAGAAAAAAAAGAGAAGAAAUAUAAAAAUCUGAUUGUAUUGUUUUAAAACAGAUUAGUAUGCAUUUCUUUGUUUUAGUGUUCUCUUUUCUCCAAUUCAAUCGCCUAAAAGGUCAGAUUAUCUACGAGUUUGGCAGCGGAAAUGCAUCAUGGGUAUACGCGUCCGCAGCGUGCAAAUUAGCCACGCCCAGAUUCAACUUCACCGAAGGUGAGAUACAUGUCCGGUUUGGAGAUGAACCUAUCAGCAUGAAAGAAGGAGAAGAGGCGUGGCUCGGAUAUAUCUUAGAUUCCGUAGUGUUGCAAUCGGCGGGAUGCAUGCCAUAUGAUGUAAAGAAAGAGCCAAGACUUGCGACAUUCUAUGACACAGGUGCUGACCCUGGUGUUUGCUUUUCGGCAUGUCGUGGAAAAGGAUACAUUGGUUUAAUGAACACAAACUGUUUCUGUUUCCAAACAUUGCCGACUGAGGACACAUUUAGGACGACAUGUCAACAGACAUGCUCAAGGUUAGGUGACGAGGCGGCAUGUGGAGGAACGAACGUGAUAUCUCUAUACAAACAAGCUGAUGGAAUGUCGGCAUCAGAUGUUGUAGACUUUCCUAUCCCAAUGCAUAGAGGAAGCUGCGUCAUGUACGACAGAAAUUCAAAAGUAUUUCACUCAGCAAAAUGCACGAUGUCCUAUAGAAUUGGUUGCCAAAGUAUGCACGGAGAUUCGUUUGAUAUUGGGUCAAGAACUGUGACAUGGCUGGAAAUGACCCGGUUCUGCUUUAGUGUAAAGCACUUCCCUUAUGCAUACAAGGGCGCCUUAGAAGAUGAAGAUAGUGACGCAAACUUUUUCCAAGUGUGGACCGGGAUGGUAAAAGCCAGAAUGAUUAGCAAGAAUCUUGAAGGAGCCAGUAAUCCGCAGAUUGUCGGGUACAUUAGGGUGGAAAAUGGGAAAUACAAACUGCAUUUUUCAACUCGUGCACGUACAGAUGUUAAAAGGUUCAUUUGUCAAGAAGGUUCAACAACAACAGUUUCCGCCCAACCAGACGUCCACACAGUUACUGGUAAGAGCCAUUGUAGUUUUUAUAACAACAACCUAACCAUUGCAGCAACGAUAUAAAUAUUUCUGUAAUAAAGAAAAAAAUACUGAAAGUUUCGUUAUAUAAGAGAAGCACUGCUU